Nematolebias whitei (Rio pearlfish) is the source of this 917-nucleotide messenger RNA. RefSeq names its product diablo homolog, mitochondrial. Bases 24 to 719 code for a protein of 231 amino acids. Gene Ontology annotation, cellular component: mitochondrion. The record is from RefSeq and is a predicted model, not a curated record. The transcript has 6 exons. Gene Ontology annotation, biological process: intrinsic apoptotic signaling pathway in response to oxidative stress; neuron apoptotic process. NCBI's taxonomy places the organism in Eukaryota, Metazoa, Chordata, Actinopteri, Cyprinodontiformes, Rivulidae.
CCUUAUUUUUGUGGCGGACCAUCAUGGCUGCGCUUUGGAGGAGAGUGGCGCAUCUCAGUUUCAGGAGUUCCGCUCGUUUGCUGUUCAGCAUAAAACCUGCAGUUCCUAAAUCGAGCAAACUUCUGUACUCAGGUGUGGCGUCCUUAGCUGUCGGUGGGCUGUGCGCUGUACCUUUCAAGCAGGCUGACGAUCUCUCCCAUGACUCUCUGGUCAGACGAGCAGCCUCUCUGGUCACAGACAGUUCCAGCACUUUUCUCUCUCAGACCACAUUAGCUCUCAUAGACGCCAUCACAGAUUACUCAAAGGCUGUGCACACACUCAUUUCUUUACAAAAACGAUAUUUAGACUCUCUGGGAAAACUGAGUCCAGCACAAGAGGAUGCGAUCUGGCAGGUGAUCAUUGGUCAGCGCACAGAGGUUAACGACAGACAGGAUGAGUACAGGCGCUUCGAGUCGACCUGGUUCGCUGCAGUGAAGCUGUGUGAGACGGCGGCUGAAGCGGCGUAUGUUUCAGGAGUUGAGCAGGCGUCCGUCACGGUAAGGACAUACAUUCAGCUGGCCCAGUCGCAGGUGGAGGAGGCCCAGAAAAUCUCCCAGGAUGCAGAGAAGAAACUGACUGAGACGAAAGUCAUGGAGGUGGAAAGAACAAGUCAAUACGCUGCCUCCUUAGAGAAUAAUAAUGAGGAGGAGAUGCCUGAAGCUUAUCUGAGAGAAGACUGAAACACGCAUCAGAAAACUUUUAGCACUGAACUGCUGAUCAUUAAAGAACAUUAAACUUUGUAAUCUAGAGUCUACUUACAUUGAUCAGGUAGCUGAUUAAGGCUUCACGAUGUUGCUUUGUGACGAGGUUUGUGUCAUAUUUUGUCAAAAUUCAUUGUAAUAAAAAAUGCAAUAAAAAAUAAAGCUUUAUUUUUCUUA